AUAAUAAUGAACAUCUUAAGCAGAUGGAGCACUGGUCUCUUUGAUUGCUUGAGUGAUAUGGACACUUUCCUGGAUGUAUGCUGCGUGGUGUCGUCUUUCCUCAGCAAGUCCAUCAGAGAGCGCUACGGGAUCGAUGUAAGGCUGGGAGUGGGGGAGGGUCAAGAAAUGGCUGUCUACCAGCAGUCCACCCAGGUAGUGAAUAUCAUGACCCCUAAUCAAAACCCUGGGCAUUGGAGCACUGGCCUCUGUGAUUGCUGUGCUGAUAUGGGCACUUGUUGCUGUGCCCUUUGGUGUUUCCCCUGCAUGCAGUGCGAUACAGCCAACAAGCACGGCUGGUGUUGCUGCCUCCCACUCUGUGAUGUAUGCUGCGUGGUGUCCUGCAUGCUCCGCCAGUCAAUCAGAGACCGCUAUGGCAUCCCUGGCUCAUGCUGUGAUGACUGCUGUAAAAUAAUUUGGUGUUACGAGUGUGUCUGGUGCCAGAUGCAUCGUGAGGCUAAGAUCAGGGCCAACAUGCAAACUGCCACCUCAACGGUGGUCACCACUCAAGUUGUCAGUGGAUAG
Molecule: messenger RNA, 561 nt
Organism: Pelmatolapia mariae (spotted tilapia)
Lineage: Eukaryota; Metazoa; Chordata; Actinopteri; Cichliformes; Cichlidae
Product: placenta-specific gene 8 protein-like
Exons: 6
Source: RefSeq, a predicted model, not a curated record